Molecule: messenger RNA, 258 nt
Organism: Eruca vesicaria subsp. sativa (arugula)
Lineage: Eukaryota; Viridiplantae; Streptophyta; Magnoliopsida; Brassicales; Brassicaceae
Source: the annotation of a GenBank genome assembly
AUGCGAGAUAUGGCUCCAGAUCUCGACUCUUUCAAGCUCUCCACAACAAGAAAUUUAGAACAACAGGCAAAACAAAUCGACGAAACCCUACACCAGAUCAAGAUUCUUCUGGAUUCGAAGACUAACAGCUGUGGCAGUAAGGACAACCAUACUAUUGCGUCCCCACCGAUGUCCUCUUCUGUCAAUUCAUUGACCAACAUCGCUGUGGCAGCCAUUGCAGUUGGAACUAUGAUCUGGAUUUACACUAGGAUCAACUAG